Nezara viridula (southern green stink bug) is the source of this 2481-nucleotide messenger RNA. The record is from the annotation of a GenBank genome assembly. Lineage: Eukaryota; Metazoa; Arthropoda; Insecta; Hemiptera; Pentatomidae.
GAAGCAUAUCCCCCACCAUCGACGCCUAGGAACUGCUCACCUCCCCGCACCACCCUCAGUAAGCAGUCAGUCAUGGAGUGGGCAACACGAAUUGCCGCCAUCCUUCUAGUCUUCGGCAUCUUUGCUGAAGCAAUCCGAGUUAAGAGACAAGACGAUGAAGGUGAGGAAGAAGAACAGUCAGUUGACGAACUAUGUAAGGAUAGGCCCCCAGAUGAAUAUUUCAGGCUGACGGUAACAGGAGAUUGCAGAGACGUCGUAAGGUGCGAUAAGGGUGCAGAAAACGGGAAGACGAGGCUGGCCGGGGUCCGAUGUCCCAACGGAUUGGCAUUUGACAUAGACCGGCAGACCUGCGAUUGGAAAUCAAAUGUAAAGAAUUGUAACGAAUUAGAAAAACCGAGAAAGGUCAUGCCAAUCUUGAAGACAGACGAACCAGUCUGCCCAGAAGGUAAACUCUCUUGUGGAAACGGAGAGUGCAUCGACAAGGAUCUCUUUUGUAAUGACAAGCCAGACUGCAAGGACGAAUCCGAUGAAAACGCAUGUACCGUCGAAUUGGAUCCCAACAGAGCACCAGAUUGUGAUUUGACCCAAUGUCUUCUCCCAGACUGUUUCUGCUCUGCUGAUGGAACUAAAAUCCCAGGAGCAGUUGAACCAAACCAGGUCCCACAGAUGAUCACAAUCACCUUCAACGGAGCCGUCAACGUCGAUAACAUCGACUUGUACGACGAAAUCUUCAAUGGCCAGAGACAGAACCCCAACGGCUGCCAGAUCAAGGGAACUUUCUUCGUGUCCCACAAGUACUCCAACUACGCUGCCAUACAAGAAUUGCACAGAAGAGGAAACGAAAUCGCCGUUUUCUCUCUGACCCAUAAGGACGAACCCAAAUACUGGACCGGAGGUUCCUACGACGACUGGCUCGCUGAAAUGGCCGGUGCCAGGUUGAUCGUUGAAAGGUUCGCCAACAUCACCGAUGGUUCCAUCAUCGGAGUCAGAGCUCCAUACCUCCGUGUGGGUGGAAACAAGCAGUUCGAUAUGAUGGCCGAUCAAUACUUUGUCUACGACGCUUCCAUCACAGCAUCCCUCGGCCGUGUACCAAUUUGGCCGUACACCUUGUACUUCAGAAUGCCACACAAGUGUAACGGUAACGCUCAGAACUGUCCAUCAAGGUCUCACCCCAUCUGGGAAAUGGUCAUGAACGAACUCGACAGGAGAGACGAUCCAACCUUCGAUGAAUCUCUUCCAGGUUGUCACAUGGUCGACUCUUGCUCCAACAUCCAGACUGGUGAUCAGUUUGCUCGUCUUCUGAGGCACAAUUUCAACAGGCAUUUCAGCACCAACAGGGCUCCAUUGGGUCUCCACUUCCACGCCUCCUGGUUGAAGAGCAAGAAAGAAUUCAAGGACGAACUCAUCAAGUUCAUUGAAGAAAUGUUGGAUAGGAAUGACGUCUAUUUCGUAACUAUGCUUCAGGUCAUCCAGUGGAUGCAGAACCCCACAGAAUUGAACUCUUUGAGAGACUUCCAGGAAUGGAAGGAAAAGUGUGAUGUAAAGGGACAACCAGAGUGCUCCCUGCCCAACCCAUGCCCACUCACCACCAGGGAGCUGCCAGGACAAACCAUCAGGCUCUUCACUUGCAUGGAAUGUCCCAACAACUACCCAUGGAUCCUCGACCCAACGGGAGAUGGUUUCUCCGCUAAAUAGGGCUCAACGCAAUAGAAGCCCACAAUUCCUACUUAUAAUACAUCUCAAAUUUUAAGUCUCUGUGGAGUAAAAAUGAAUCUUUUAGGUGGAAUACACGGUGCGAUAAGAGACUGUUAAAAUAAAAAUAAUGAGAAAUAUUUUUUAAAAAUAUAUUCCAAAAAAAAAAUCAUGAAACAGUAAUGCAUCGUCUAUACAAAUUAUUACAGCUCAGCAGCAUUUUAAACAAUAAUUAUCUAAAUUUUCAUUGUAAAAAUUUUAUAUAAAUUCUGAAAUUUGGUUAUUCCUGAUAAAAAGAAGGCAUGCAAUAACAUUGCCUACUGUAACUUACUUGCAUACUUAUUUAGAUGUGUAUUUUGUAUAUUCGAUGCUCUAUUGUAUAUUAUGCGAGAGGUAGACUAAGGAAAUGUGUAAUAUAUAUUUUUUUAAAAGAGUGCUGAGGGAUUUCGAACCAUGUUAUUAUGUUUUGAUUAUGAAAUGAAUACAAGGCUUUACUUUAGCAGGACAAGAUAACUGAAUCUCGCUAAAUAACUUUAACAUGGUAUCGAAUCACUCGCUCUCUCCAAGGGCAAUUCUGUGUUAGUCUUUGCUCUGUGAAUUCUAAGGCUGUACAAAAAGUAAUUUAUAUAUUUAAAUAAGUAAGUGCAAAUAUGACCGGUUAAGUGUAAAUUUUUAUGACACAACAAAGUAUUGUAAUACUCAAAUAUAAAUAUUAAUAAAUAGUUUUUUACUACCAAUUGUUGUUUGAAUUGAUAUUCCCAAAGUAAUCUCAAUUGAUUUUUAUAUCAG